Messenger RNA from Rotaria sp. Silwood2, 585 nucleotides. NCBI's taxonomy places the organism in Eukaryota, Metazoa, Rotifera, Eurotatoria, Philodinida, Philodinidae. The record is from the annotation of a GenBank genome assembly.
AUGAACAAUCCGCAAAUUAACGGACAUUCAUCAUUACAAAAUGGUAGUGAUGAAGAUUUUGAAUUAAUGGGUGACAUGCCAAAAGAAGAUCCUAUUAUUGCUGAACGUCGUCGUAUGCGUAAUAAUGAAAUAACAAAAAAACUUGGAGCCUAUUUACUUAAAGGCUAUUGCAUGUUAAGUGAUGCUUGUCCACAAUGUGAUUGUAUUCUUCUUCGUACACCAGACCGCCAAUUACUUUGUGUUGGUUGUACGGAAGUUGAUGUUGAAAAUCCAACAGGUAAUAAAGAAACAACAAAAGGAGAAGAUGAACAACGUUUAACAUCCGCUCAACCAAUUGUUAAGAAAAAAGAUCGUGUAAAACAUUCGAAAAAACGAAAUAAAAAAACAUCAGUAACAUAUGAUAGUGAAAAUGUAUCGAGUGAAAAUACAAAUUAUUCUGUUCAAUUGGAAAAUAAACUUAAAUGGGCUGUUGAUGAAUUAACUAAAUCUCAAAAUCCAAAUCGUAUUACUGCUAUGUGUACAGUUAUUACCAAAUUAACAGAAUCAAUUAAAGCACUUAAAGAAUAUGAAACAGCUUCUGCAUGA